AAGCCCCCGCGGCGUGCGGCGUGCGCGUCGCGCGUGCGCAGUGGGGCUGGUGCGGUGGCCUACGGGAGAACUUGAGGGUAGCUUCUGUUCCCGGACGUCGGGACGGAAUUGCUCUGGUUUCGUGGUCUGGUGUUCUUUUAGGGGCAUAGAUAACUGACCCUUUGCCGAAGUCAGUAACUUGUUCACAGUGGGUGCCUGGUAAACCGGUGGCCAGAUCUUCGGUUCAUUGCUUCUGUUGUGAUGCCUUCUCCAGGGGCAACACCUCUCAAAUAUUACCUUUCGAAGUCUCAAAAUAAGCUUACAGAGCGCCUUUGCUGCUAUGACACGUGCCCCUUAAGCGGGAAUACACUGCUGUACUUUCCUGCUUCUCCAGGCUUCCACCCCAGUCUUGCAGGGUUUCUGUAGUGCCUGCCCCAUAGGGUCUGGCAACUUGAAAGCGCUACUCCUUGGUUGAAUUACAAAAACAGUUUACAUCUACCGUUUCAUCUCUCCCCAGUCGUUUUUUUCCUCGUUGUUUAAAUCAGUUAAUACAGGUAAAGCAGGCAAUGCCUGGCAACACAGCUAACGCUGAGUGUUAGUGUUGUUAGUAUUAGCCUCUAUUUUUCCGCAAAUAUUUAUUCAACUGUCCAUCGUGCGCCAAGGACUGUACUAAAUUCUGGGAAUUCCAAAAUGAACAAGACAGCGCCAGCCCUCAGGUAGUUCAUAGUCAGGUGGGGUGAUAGUCACAAGAAUAACAAAAUAUGCAUUGAUUAAAAUAUGUAAAGAGGUUUGGGGUGGAGCCUCAAAGUGGAUGGGGGCUGUUGCUGGUGUGAGACGCUCUUUUGACAGACUGUAUGUUUUCGUUCGUUAUUUCAGAUUUUUAAUGCAAAGCACCUUAUUUCCAUCCUGUUCUACCCUCUCUCCCGUCUCCCCCAUCUCCCUAUUCUGCCUCCUUACUUCUUAUUCUCACCUCCCUAACCGUUCUGUGCUCUAUUCCCUGGAAAAAAACAAGGGCUAAAACAUGCCCCUUCUCCCCCACGCCCGGCCGCCUCCCCCCCAGCCUCCUUUGUGCUGUGAUAGAGAAGAUAUAUUAUGAGGCCUCUUUUGGCUCUCCUCCCUGGAGGGAGGAAGGAGUUAUUCUCAUAAAUUUGUAUUGUUUUCUGGGCUUUCGCAUUUCUUCAUAUGCCAAGCGUUACAAUUUUAUGAGAAAAUCAAGAGAGGCAUUUUCAAAUAGUAAAUUAACAGUGACUUUAGUUAAAUGAACUGGUGGUGGGGGACACCAGCGGAAAGCUGUUCGUAUAUAAGAAUGAUGACAGCCGGCCGUGGCUCACCUGUUCCUGCCAGGGCAUGCUGACUUGUGUUGGGGUUGGAGAUGUAUGUAAUAAAGGAAAGAACCUGGUGGUGGCGGUGAGUGCUGAAGGAUGGUUUCACCUGUGUGACCUGACACCUGCCAAGGCCCUGGAUGCUUCUGGGCACCACGAGAGCCUAACAGGAGAGGAGCAGCAUCCAGUGUUCAAGCAGCACAUCCCUGCCAACACCAAGGUCAUGCUGAUCAGCGACAUCGAUGGAGAUGGGUGUUGUGAGCUGGUGGUAGGUUACACGGACCGUGUGGUCCGGGCUUUCCGCUGGGAAGAUCUGGGCGAGGGCACUGAGCAUCCGACGGGGCAGCUGGUGUCGCUCAAGAAAUGGACACUGGAGGGUCAGGUGGACAGUCUCUCAGUGACUCCGGGGCCCCUGGGUGUGCCGGAACUGAUGGUAUCUCAGCCGGGCUGUGCGUAUGCCAUUCUGCUGUGUACUUGGAACAAGGACACCGGACCGCCCCCUACCUCAGAGGGAGCCCCGGAGGGCAGUAGGGAGGCCCUAGCUGCCCGAGAUGUCAUGUUGCACCAGACUUCUGGCCGCAUCCACAACAAGAACGUCUCCACCCACCUCAUUGGCAACAUCAAACGAGGUGAAGGCCACAACGCUGAGAGGGGUGGCUCUGGCCUCUUUGCCCUCUGCACCCUGGAUGGGACACUGAAGCUUAUGGAGGAAGCAGACAAGCUGUUGUGGUCGGUGCAGGUGGAUCACCAGCUCUUCGCCCUGGAGAAGUUGGAUGUCACGGGCAACGGGUGUGAGGAGGUGGUGGCCUGUGCCUGGGAUGGACAGACAUAUAUCAUUGAUCACAACCGUACCGUCGUCCGCUUCCAAGUGGACGAGAACAUCCGAGCCUUCUGUGCAGGCCUCUAUGCCUGCAAGGAGGGCCGCAACAGCCCCUGCCUCGUGUACGUCACGUUCAACCAGAAGAUCUACGUAUACUGGGAGGUGCAGCUUGAGCGGAUGGAGUCGACCAAUCUGCUGAAGCUGCUGGAGGCUGAGCCAGAGUUCCAGAGCCUCCUACAGGAGCUGGGCGUGGAUCCUGGCGAUGUCCCAGCUGUCCGUGACCUGCUUCACCAGACCCUCUACCAUCCAGACCAGCCACCACAGAGCACUCCUGCGAGCCUCCACAUUCCCACCUAGCCGGACUUGCCUCUUAGCUGAAGAAGGAGCCUCCUGAACCACCCCCCCGCCCCAGGUAUCCAUGGUGCUGGCAGAAUAGGGAGCAAACAUCACAGAGGAGCAUGGAAGGAUGGCGGCCACCCUAGGGGGGGUGUAAACUGUAGCCUUCAUGGUCUUCUUGGUGAAAGAAGAGGCGAGUUGACCCUCUGUCCGUUUCCUUGUGUACCUUACCCAUCACAUCGGCAGGAUCAUAGGGACCCCAACCUCAUUCCACAUCAUCUGGGACUGCCCCCUCCCCAGAGCUCCCCAGUUUCCUUGUGUGGCAAACAGACUUGUUUGUGAGUAGGGGGCACAAAUCUUGUAAGGUGCUUGUAAAGAAAGCAGGCAUUGGGGCCAGUGGAGCAAUGAGUUAAGGGCCCCCCCAUUAUUCCGAGCUCCAGCUCCCUUGGCACAGCUCCAAGUAGUUGGAAUUAGUGAUUAUUGCAGAAACAGCCCACCGUUUUGCUUUUGAGGAGAGUCUUUCAGGACAUUUUACACUCUGGUCUUAACUGUUCCCAGCAACCCUGAGAUGAUUUUCUUCAGUUUAGCAAAGAAACAAACCGGGGCCUAGCACUUUCUCAUUUUGCCAUGUGUAAGUACUGUGCAGCUUCGUGGGCCUUGCUUCCAUGUCCCCCCAGAACACUCUGUGAGACAAUGGACAUUUAAAAUCUGAUGCAGGUUUAGAAUCCAGACCACAACAGAAUUAUAUCUUGGGCCAAUUUUAUCCCUUCUGCUCUCGAUUCUGCACGCUCUAAUUCAGUGUUUUUUCACAUUACAGGUUGCAAUCCUUUGGUGGGUUGUGGUCAGCAUUUUUUGGCUUAAAUGAAAUAGGGCAGAAUAAAAUAGAACGAAAAAUA
Molecule: messenger RNA, 3353 nt
Organism: Zalophus californianus (California sea lion)
Lineage: Eukaryota; Metazoa; Chordata; Mammalia; Carnivora; Otariidae
Gene: ITFG2
Product: integrin alpha FG-GAP repeat containing 2
Exons: 12
Coding region: 1327-2478 (383 amino acids)
Biological process (GO): regulation of TOR signaling
Cellular component (GO): KICSTOR complex
Molecular function (GO): protein binding
Source: RefSeq, a predicted model, not a curated record